CACAUGCACUUUGCUUGUACUUAGUUAAUUGAACUCAAAUUUGAUAAGUUGCACCUUGCUAUUCUUUUUCUCAAAUCCUGGAACAAAAAAUUCCUGAAGACAUCUGAAAAGAAUUUCCAUUAAUGAGGACUCAGACAAUCAUGAUGUUGACCACUGCAGCUCUUAUUCUCAUUGUCACCUGUGAAGUUGCUCUAGGACAGGAUCACAGGCCGGCUGUUGUAGUACCAAAAUAUUCUUUGGAUAUGGCACCAGAUUCAGUCGAUGACCUGUAUGAUGGUUGUUCAAAAAACAUGACAAGCAAAGUGGAGACACAAUAUCUAAACAAAGAAAUCUCUGCUAACAUAUCUGGCUUUGGAAAAGCUUGGCAAGACGGUGAAAAGAAAGACUUUAGUCCACAAGAUAACUUGAAAAGGAAUCAUUUAAUUGCCAUUUCUGUGUACACUAGUCGUCAGGUAUAUAGUAAAUUCAAUCAAGAUGUUUUUAAUGGUAAACGAAAAUACCAAAAAUUGACAUACACAUGGUACUCGCUUCACUUUUGGUUGACGGAUGCAUUACAGAAUUUAAAGGAAAGACAACAGGAAUGUAAAUUAACAUAUCGUGGUACCAAUGUUGAGUUUAAUGUGAAAGAUCGGAAAAAGGAGAUUCGUUUUGGUUUGUUUGCAUCCUCUUCUCUUGAUCAAAAUGUAACGAAGGGAUUUGGAAAUCUUUCUUGUUUUGAAAUCUAUACUUGUCAUGGUGCUGAUGUGUCAAAAUACUCUGAGCAUCCUCGUGAGAAAGAGGUUCUGAUUCCCCCGUAUGAGAAAUUUAACAUCACUGAUAUCAGGAAUGGUCAGAAAGAUGACUGGUGUAAGACUGUGUACACGUUGAACAGCACUGGAAUAAAAAGUAACUUAAACUGUGCGGUGGCUUCAGUCAAUUCCCAGAAAUAUCACAAAAGUCAUUCUCUUUCUCACCACCGGGCUUUUUUAUCCGACCCGCACAAGAGUUUUGAGUGAAAACUAAACAUGGCAAUAAAAAUGAUCUAAGACUCCAAAUGUUGCGUGUUCAACAAAGAAAGGAUAGCAAAAUAAUUCACCAGUAUAUCAGACAAAAGGAAGAAUGUCUGACUUCAUAAGAAAGUAGAAAUUACCAUUUGUAAAAAACACAAUCUGCUUUCCUCUGUUUAACACACAUUUUCUCGAAGUGAUGGAUAUGACUUAUGGAUGUGAAAUGAGAAUUGAUUUCACCUUUUUGCCAAAUGCUUUUUAGAUAUUUUCAUUAUACAUGUUUUCAUAUGUACAGUACAUCUAGUGACAUGCACUAGGGUAGAGAGACAGAAAAAAUGGGUAUUUAAUUUUUUCCCCAAAAUAUAAAAGUGUGCUCAUAAAAAAAUCUUGACAUUUUUAUUUCUUUAUUUUAAGUCGUGUUUUCUUAUAGCAUCUGCUAAAUGCCUAAAUGUUAAUAUCUUGUGUUGCUUUUAUUAUUCCAAAUUUUGAUACUGUAAA
Molecule: messenger RNA, 1484 nt
Organism: Triplophysa rosa
Lineage: Eukaryota; Metazoa; Chordata; Actinopteri; Cypriniformes; Nemacheilidae
Product: ecto-ADP-ribosyltransferase 5-like
Exons: 3
Coding region: 123-995 (290 amino acids)
Molecular function (GO): NAD+ poly-ADP-ribosyltransferase activity; NAD+-protein-arginine ADP-ribosyltransferase activity
Source: RefSeq, a predicted model, not a curated record